ACAUCCCAAAGCAGCGCCCUGCAGGACAAGACACAGCUGCUCAGCGGAGCAGCAACGGCGGCGCUGUGGGUCUCAGGAACCAACGCGCAUCAGCGGGACCUCGAGAGAGUUGGUGAUGGCGUGCAGGGCCAAUACGUCAAGCGUCGAUCGGUCGGAGGUUUUGGGCGGUAAACACCGACAGAAUUUCUGACAAUGGAAAGCGCGAUUGGCCAUCGUCGACGCGUUCAACCAUCACGCUCGUUCAACCCCGGUUACUUUUUUCGAUGCUCAGGAGUAGUAGGACCAUCGCCCAGGCUGCGCCAUGGCGUAACACCUCAGUAUGUUGGUUCUGCGCCACCCGCAGCCAGCUCACAACCCAUCAACGGCGGUCCUUCAGCGCCACCGAGACCCUGUCCAAGAGAUCGAAAGGCGCCAGGAAGAGUCAGACGCUCAAGAACCUCAAGCAUGAUCCGGCCAUCACGAACAAGUUCUUGGGAGCAGAAGAGGCUGUGGACGAUGCGCACGCAAAGGACGGGUCCAGCGACGACAACGGCCGUAUACGAAAGAUCCCUACUGAGGAAAAGAAGAAGGAUGAGGCUAAAGGAGAAAAGCUCAUGUCCCUCAAGGAGGCUCUCAUGGGAUCGUCCAUGAAGGAACUGACUGGCCAGAAGGGCAAAAAGAGGAAGAAAGCGCUGGAUAUCAAGAUAGAAGAGGUGGCCCCAGAAGACUUCACUUUCGAGCCUGUCGAGGUCGACAUGCCGCCCGUACCGAUGCUCGCCUACGGCCUCGACCGUGUCCUGUUCAAUCCUGGCGUCUACCGUCUGCAGGACCCCCGAACAGGCGUCUACAACUUCGAUCCCUACCUGGAGAAGAUCAUGCCCGUCGAUGAGUUCGACUUCGAUGCGUUGAGCGAAUACAAGACAUCGUCAAAGGAUGAGGAUCUGCUCGCCGUCACCAGGAGAUUGGGUGUCAAGUACACAGGAUCGACAUCCAGCAUGUCAAGCGUGCUUCAGCACUUCCACUUCCUACUGUCCGCUCAUCGAAGGCUCGAUCACAGCAUGCUUUCGAAGAACUUCCCAGAUCCCACCGACAAGUUCUCGAAGAUCACACAAGGACCAGACGCCAUCUUCUUGCGAUACAAGAAAGGCGUGUAUGCGAUCGACGCCGACAAAACCUAUGAUACCCCCAACGUCAUGAGCUGGCUCGGCCAUUCUCUCGAAAAACUCCUCACGACAGAGCGCGCCGAGUUCGAGCGCUACCGCAGAUCAAAUCCGGAGCAGACGCCGGCGGAAGGCGAUUCGGCGAGAUGCUUCCACUACUCGAAGCAGGGAAGCAUUUUGAUGCGCUCUCAACUCGACGCCCAAGACCCUCGCCUGCCCGGCGCUGGCAUCUUCGACUUGAAGACACGGGCCGUAGUAUCUAUCCGCAUGAACCACAAGGAGUACCAGGAAGGGCUUGGAUAUCAGUUGCGUUAUGCACAGGGUGAGUGGGAGUCGUUCGAACGAGAGUUCUACGACAUGACUCGUGCCACCAUGUUGAAGUAUUCGCUUCAAGUGCGCAUGGGCAGAAUGGACGGCAUCUUCUUGGCUUACCACAACAUUGAGCGCAUUUUUGGCUUUCAGUACCUCAGCCUUGCGGAGAUGGAUCAGGUUCUUCACGGACAAACCGACACAUGCUUGGGUGACCGGGAGUUCAAGCUGUCCAUUGGCCUGAUGGAAGAGCUCCUGAACAGAGCCACGGAGAAGUUCCCCGAGACAUCGAUCCGCCUCCACUUUGAAACCCGCGACACAAAGUCACCGUUCAUGUAUGUCUUUGCCGAGCCCGUCACAGAAGAGUGCGCAGACGAGAUCCAGAACACUGGAACACAAUACGCAAAGGAGUGGGCGCGCCGCGUCGUAGGCGUCGGGAAGAACGACCCCGAGGCACAAGAAGCAUGGCAAGACUUACAGGAAGAAGUCGACGAGCAGGUCAGCGAGGACGGCAUAGCAAACAAGGACGUCGAAACAGCAGCGGCGAGCCAGGAAACGAAGACUUCCGCUGAGAGCGAGGCUGCAACUGAGGGCGAAACCACCAUCGAGAAUGCCGAGCCCACCGCCAACGAAACCGAGAACGACGAAUCGGUCAUCGCGCCACCCAAGUUCGAAAAAGACACAACCAGCUCCGGGCCUCUGAUGGGCUGGACGCUCACCGUCCGCAACAAAGUAAACGGGCACUACCUCAAGCGGCCCGAGAAGCUCGAGCCAGAGGACAACUGGCAGAUUGAAUACCAUGUCAACGAGAUCGAUCAAAAUUCUGUUUGGCAGCUCUACAACGCGACUAAAGAACGCAGGCGUCAACUCAUCGGCCAGAACGACGAUGAGGAGAACAAGGGCUUGGCGAAUUACAGGAAGAUUAUUCAGAGGUAUGCGAGCAGGGGGAGGACGUGGAGGACGAGGCAGGAUCAGAUCGAUGAGGAGCGCGGCGUACAGCUGUAUAAGCCUCUCGGUCCCGGGACUCCCGAGUAUGCGGCGAGGUCGAAUGAUGAGGCUGCGUCUGAGCCUGUACCUGAGGCGGCUACAGAGAGCAGGGAGUAAUGUUAGAUAGAUCUCGUGAGGUACGAGAUAUGUUGUAACAUAUGUUGUAUAUUGCAUUGUAGACACGAUAGACCACGAUUUGUACAAAAGCGAGAUUGGGGAGCUUAGAGAUAUCAUAGCAUCAACGGCGUUUUUCUUCUGUAGAAUUGCGCUAUGCCUUGAACGUAG
This is a messenger RNA of Macroventuria anomochaeta, 2720 nucleotides long. Its product is annotated as Pet127-domain-containing protein. The transcript is spliced from 2 exons. The coding region runs from base 264 to 2552 and encodes 762 amino acids. NCBI's taxonomy places the organism in Eukaryota, Fungi, Ascomycota, Dothideomycetes, Pleosporales, Didymellaceae. Gene Ontology annotation, biological process: mitochondrial RNA 5'-end processing. Gene Ontology annotation, cellular component: mitochondrial envelope; mitochondrion. The record is from RefSeq and is a predicted model, not a curated record.